Punica granatum (pomegranate) is the source of this 1255-nucleotide messenger RNA. Lineage: Eukaryota; Viridiplantae; Streptophyta; Magnoliopsida; Myrtales; Lythraceae. The record is from RefSeq and is a predicted model, not a curated record.
GUUGAGCUUAAUCCUAUGAUAGUACUGUUCUUGAGUGUAAUUGCGUGCAGAGUUGCUCAAUCUUUUUUACGCUUUGGUUCAUAUCAAAUACAUGCUUCAAGAGGCAAAGAGGAUCUUGAAAUCGUAAGGGCUUUGGCUGAUUACGCCAUUAGGCAUCAUUUCCCUCACAUAGAAAAUAUGACCACAAGUGAAAGCCUGUCCUUCAACACGGGCAGUAAUGAUCAGGAUGUGGUGGAUCUUACAUCAAAUAAAUACGCAGCCUGGGUGGUGGAGAUUGCAGAGCGUACUGCUUCCAUGAUCGUGAAGUGGCAGGGGGUUGGGUUCACUCACGGGGUCUUAAUCACAGAUAAUAUGAGCAUUUUGGGCCUGACGAUUGAUUAUGGUCCUUUUGGAUUUCUCGAUGCUUUCGACCCAACCUAUACCCCUAAUACAACCGAUCUUCCUGGAAGAAGAUACUGUUUUGCAAAUCAGCCAGACAUCGGUUUGUGGAAUAUAGCCCAGUUCGUUUCAACCCUUUCCGCUGCUCAGCUGAUAAAUGAUAAGGAGAUGAAUUAUGCCUUGGAAAGAUAUGGGACCAAGUUUAUGGAUGAGUAUCAGGCUAUCAUGACCAGAAAGCUUGGCCUCCCUAAGUACAAUAAACAGCUGAUAAGCAAGCUUCUGAACAAUAUGGCUGUGGAUAAAGUUGAUUACACAAACUUCUUUCGGUUGCUUUCAAAUAUCAAAGCCGAUCCCAAAAUUCCUGAAGAAGAGCUUCUAGUUCCAUUGAAGUCUGUUCUACUGGAUAUCGGGAAGGAGCGAAAGGAGGCGCGGAUCAGCUGGGUGAAAACCUACAUACAGGAGCUCGCUAGCAGUGGCAUAUUAGAUGAAGAACGAAAGGCUUCGAUGGACUUGGUGAAUCCUAAGUACGUCCUCCGCUACCUCUGCCAAAGUGCAAUUGAUGCGGCUGAGCAAGGAGACUUUGGAGAGGUCCGAACUCUUCUCAAACUAAUAUCAAGGCCCUAUGAUGAGCAACCUGAGAUGCAGAAGUAUGCUCGUCUUCCCCCAGCUUGGGCUUACCGACCUGGUCUUGUUCCUCGUGAAUUUAAAAAAAAAAAAACUUUGCUCGGUGUUACUACACUUAUAGUGCGAUAGAUUUAUGUGCUUUUCUUCUGAUGUAUAUAACUUAGCCAGGAUUAUGAUUUUUACCCUUUAAAAGGAUGAGUUUGUACACAACAGCCUUAUUCUUGCAUCUGUCAGGAACCUGAACAUUUCAUCA